AUGGAGGGCAACCAGCUUGCCCCUUGCAUCCAGGCACGCGUUGCAGCAGACAGUCGACAAGCCAGCCAGGAACACAUUUCCAUCGUCCUUCUAGGAGAGACUUGGCGCCUCAAGCACAAACUGCUGCUUGUUGCCAAAGGCUCCCUGAUUCGGGACAGUCUCCCGACACGGUGCGAACAGCGACUCAACAUGGGCUGGUGCCACCAUAUUGCUUGUUUUAUUCGAGAAUCCCUCGCCGUUGACACUCUAGCUCAGCCACUGUAUAAAAUGCACUCUUUCAGCAGACAAUGGGCUGUCUUUGAACGCCCGGAUGCGGGGGAAAAAGCAAAUACGGUUCUGACUGGUCAUUGA
This is a messenger RNA of [Torrubiella] hemipterigena, 351 nucleotides long. NCBI's taxonomy places the organism in Eukaryota, Fungi, Ascomycota, Sordariomycetes, Hypocreales, Clavicipitaceae. The record is from the annotation of a GenBank genome assembly.